This is a messenger RNA of Mirounga angustirostris (Northern elephant seal), 3066 nucleotides long. RefSeq names its product RNA binding motif protein 43 (gene RBM43). The record is from RefSeq and is a predicted model, not a curated record. The coding region runs from base 890 to 1927 and encodes 345 amino acids. NCBI's taxonomy places the organism in Eukaryota, Metazoa, Chordata, Mammalia, Carnivora, Phocidae. The transcript is spliced from 5 exons.
CUCAAUCCCAGGACCCUGGGAUCAUGACCUGAGCGGAAGGCAGACGCUUAACGACUGAGCCACCCAGGAGCCUCUAAAAACAACAAAGUGUUUAAACAGGGAACAAAUCUGAUCUACAUUAAAUAAGAAUUGUUCAGUAUGUGGUAUCCAGAAUGAAUUGAAGGGGAACAAGGCUGGGUGUGGACGAUCUGGCUGGCGAAGGUGGGGUUGGAGAGAGUGUGUGUUUAUGGGAUGUACUAACAGAGCUAAGGAAAAGAGGAAUCACAGAAGACACAAGUGGGGCCAAGCUUCUUCAUGUUUGCCAGCCAUUUGCCUUUCUUCUUCAUGCUCUCUUUGACUUCGAAGCCAUGUAGGUAGACGACCUGUGUCCCCCUGGGUGCCAGACUCUGGAGUCUGAACACCGUGGACAAGAUGGUGAGCGCUCUGUUGACAGGGACCCUGCGCUUUGCAACCCGUGCCCGGUGCACCUGGCCACCGCGCGACUGGCCCGGGCAGGCAGGUGAGGAAGAGGAGAAACAGGUGUGGUGUGGCGAGAAGUCCCACGACUGGGGAGCUGAGGGCGCAGAAAGAACUGAGCACGGGACAGACACAGCCCCCGGGGAGUCCCGGGAUUACUGCCGGGGAUUCCUGCUGGCCCCCCCUCCAGCGCGGGCGCCGAAGUUGUGCAACUACCGAGGCAGCAGCCGGCCCAGGUCGGAGCUCCCGCCCCGAGGCCAAGAGGCGCAGAGCAGCAGGACGGGGCGGAGGGGCCGUCCUUCCCUCGCCUUGUCUCCAAGCUGGCGGCCGCCAAAAACCGAAAGCAAAACCUGCCUGCCGGGCCCCGCCUCGCGGCCCGCGCCGUGCCAGAUCCGGGCCCUGCCGGCCGCCGAAGGCGCGUCUCUCCUCCGCCAUGGCAUCAGGUUUGAAAGGCAAGGAAUCCAAAACUUCUGAAAGAACAGCUGCAGUUGCUGGUCAUUCGGUUGGCCUUUUUAAUGAUAAAUUACUGACCACAGUAGUGAAGACUCACUUCCAGGAUAUUAAGAAUGAAAGCAGAAUUGUUGAAAAUGUGAUAUAUCCAACAAGAACCAGAGGAGUUGAAAAUGUGGCCUUCAAAGGAAAAAAAGGUACAGAGAAUGUCAACAGAAAACAGGAACACUGUCAGGCAGAAGAGCUUGGACCCUCUCAGUUCAGUGAAAAGGUCUUCAGCUCUGUAAAAGCUAUUCUCGAUCUUUCUGUUUUUCGGAGUCAAGUCCCUCUAGAAAGUCUGGUAAUGGACCUGAAAAGGAAAAACCCAACUUUAUGCUUCAGUCCUUUGGAACCCAAUGGAAGAAUCUCCAUCCAAGGAUCAUUUCUGGCUAUGCAGAAACUCAAAGAAUCUUUGCUAUUAAAAGCAAGUUCUCUUUUAGAAAAAAACAGGAAUUUUAUCAGUGAGGAGAAAAGAUGGAAUAGGCAGAACUCCAGAAGGCAGCUCCAGAGAAGUAGCUCUUUGGAGUCACUCGGGUCCUCAGUAUCUGAGGCCACCAAGAGAGGAGAAACGCUUGUUCUUGACACAGAUAUUUUCCUUUACCUCAAAAAGAGCAGAUUUUAUGAAAGCACAUUGAAAAACUGUCAUGUUUUCUGUGAGGAAAGAGUGGAUGGUGCAGUUACCACAAUUUGUAUAAAAAAUGCUCAAGAAUGUUCUCAGCCAAACAAUGCAAAGGUUGUAAAAGCACUUUUUGAGGAAUAUUCACUUGCUCUUCACUUCGAGCUUAGAAAGGAGACACUUACUUUGAAAGGAAAGGAGAGUCGAAAUAAAAGAAAUAUUAAGUUGGCAUGUGAACAGCUAAGUUCGAGGUUCCCUCAGGUUCUGAUAAAUUUUUAUGAGACACACAUUGACAUUAUAGGAUCUUCUUCUGACACAAACUUGUUUAAAAAAGAGGUCAUGAAAUUAAUAAGGUUAGACAGGUGAUGAGAUCUCAGCUGUAAUAAUGACAAUGGCAGUUGCUUUUCCUUACUGAGUAGUGACGAUGCUGUAACUGACGCUGGCUCUACACACAUGAUCUCAUUUAAUCCUCGCAACCAUCCUUCAGUGUAGGCAUUGCUAUCCUCAUGUUGUAGGGGAAGAACCUAGGACUUGGAGAGGUUAAAACUUUUGUCUGGAGUUAUCCAGUGGGCAAGGAAUGGGGCUGGGGUUAAACUCAGCCUAUCUGACUACAAAAUGCUGGCAAAACUCUCUUGAGAAGCUACUUUGAUUGAAAGUACUUCCGAAGCAGGUAAUCAUUACUUGACUAAAUCCGAUUGGUACGAGGCCACUGGACCAUAUGGGACAUUUUUAUUGUUGCUUAUUUAGCCUAAGUACCUAUAGAAAAUGUUGGUUCUGUUAGAAUUAUGAAGAAUUACAAAGUAUAGUGUCUUUUUUCUUUAUUCCCCCCUUUAUUUUAUAAUUGUAUGGUUAAAGUAAUAGCAUUUAAGGAAUAAAAUCAUGGGUGCUUCCUUAAAGAUGACGGAAGGAUUUGAAAAUUCAUUGCUGGGGUGCCCGGGUGGCUCAGUCGUUAAGCAUCUGCCUUCGGCUCAGGUCAUGAUCCCAGGGUCCUGGGAUCGAGCCCCGGAUCAGGCUCCCUGCUCUGCGGGAAGCGUGCUUCUCCCUCUCCCAUUCCCCCUGCUUGUGUUCCCUCUCUCGCUCUGUCUCUCUCUGUCAAAUAAAUAAAUAAAAUCUUAAAAAAAAAAAAAGACAAUUUAUUGCUGAAGAAGGGAAAACAAGAGCUUGUAAGUUAUUUGGUUGUCUAUGACUCCCCUGAAUUUAACUUUGGGAUAGUUUUAAGUGCCUAGGGCAUAUUAUCCUAGGAUAAUAAAAUGUAUAUAUCUUGCUCAUCUCAAAGUAAAUAAAUGUGAUCAUGAUGAUGUAAACUGUUUAUAUUAAAAGGAAACAUAAGACAACUCUCUCUCUAUGCUUUCAUUUUUCUUAGCCAUCUAAAUCCCAAAUAUUUCCGUCUUUUAAAAUACGGUAUUUCGUUGUUUGAAUAAACUUUUUUUUUUGUCAUGGCAAGCUGCUGUUUAUAUCAAGUACCCAAUAAGAUGUCUUUAAAUUAAAAAGAUGCUUCAUUUUUA